Molecule: messenger RNA, 15462 nt
Organism: Spirometra erinaceieuropaei
Lineage: Eukaryota; Metazoa; Platyhelminthes; Cestoda; Diphyllobothriidea; Diphyllobothriidae
Source: the annotation of a GenBank genome assembly
AUGAAUCGUGUCGAGACGGAGGACGAAUGCGCUGACGGAAGCAACAUUUUACUUUUAUUAUUGAAGACUAUUCAGUAUAUUUUGCCAUUUGGUAGACGAAGCUGGGUAAGUUCCCCACAGCGUUGUCCGACCCAAACUAUUCUCACGGCACUACUAGUUCCUUUAUAUGCCUGCCCUUUUAAUAGCACACUGACAAAAUAGUGUUCUUUCACCGAUAUUUUAACGUCCACUAGUUUCCUGUGGUGUUCGCAAAUGCUGUUUCAGGCCUAGAAGCUGUUCUAAACCCACUAUGGACAACUGCGCACGGGAGUUGUUAGACAUGCCUAAGAAGGAAGAACGACAACCCAACGUUUUGAUCUCUGCAAAAGUCGAAAAUUUCGUUAGAUUUCAAUCUCCGGUUUAUUUCAGGAUGUCACCGUUGAUCGACUAUCGAUAAUCAGACCAAAACUCACACAGAAAGUAUUGGAAGCUACCGGUCUUCAUGUCAUUCUGCCGAUAUGACCUUUCGUUUUUUACCGAUAUCCUUAAAACUUUCCACUAAAAACUUUAUCAUCAAACUCUAUGUUUAUUACAGGUACGAUCUUGGCUCCAGACAUUUCCUCUAAGAGCUUUAGCUGGGCGUCUUCCGUUUGGGUGUAGUGCUCCACGGCUCCCUGUGUCCGCCAGACUUCUCGAGACACAAGCAUUUGUUGUUAAUGUGGACCAACCGUUGGAAUCUGUUUCUGAUGUAAGUCACCAUCACCUUUCCGUUCCUCGCAAAUGGCUUGUCCGAACCCUUUACGUCCAUGCUUUGUGCCUAUGUCAGUCCACAUAAACCGUCUCACCGCCACGCACUUCCUUAGACAAACAAGUGCGGCCAGAUAUUUCCGUCCCCAGUGGACUAGAUUAUUGCCAUUUCACUGUCCGCAGACUAUGCUUACCGUACUUAUUGGUAGUCUGGACUAUCUGUCACGAAAUCAAAUGACAGGUUUUACGGUGAAUAGCGGCUUUCAUAGUUUAGUUUCGGACUGAUCUAUUAUUACUGUUAGCCCCAUAACCAUGCGAUAGAAACACUUUAUUUCAUGUCUAUAAUCCCGAGCCAUGUGAUCUAGUAGGAAGCCUUAAAAAUUUGCGAUUCCUACAGCUCCCUUAAGCAAUUUUUAAUGUGUAAAGCUCUGUGACAUUCUGUCUCAUUUGGCAAGUCCUCAUAAUGGAGGACUAACGGAAACGAAAAGGUAAUUUCUCAGAGGACACACAACUCUAUUUAGUGUGACCCAACGUCCCAUGGAAUUUUGAAGCUCUUUUUUUGACAGGAUGUAAGUAUCAAUUAUUUCCAGAUCGGUGACCAAGCGAAGUUACUUCAUCACUCGCUGGCGCCAUUCACUCCUUUCCCGUUUAACCAUGCAUAGUGGAAAGUGGUUGAUAUUGCCGCGUUAAAAUGACUGACGCUCGUGGUUUAUGGUGUGCGGAGCCCCUAGAACAUGAAAAUCUUUCGACAUUGCAAUUACCUCGACAUUUAUUCUACAACAAGGUGAUUACUUCUGCUCUGACCACUGUCACUUAAAGCUCUCAGCUGCAAUUCAUCCUACGAUUUUUUGGGUUUCUGUCAAGUCUUGUUACCCCGACAUCGUUUAGCCAACCGUCAGUUUUUUUUAUUUUGUUUCGUUUGCUUCUAGACAUAUUCCACAAGUCUGACGGAUACUGACGCCAGCUCUCACCAGGCCGACUCCUUGGUCAGUAUCCGGCCAGCCAGUCGAGACAGUUUUGUCAAUUUAAAUGGAUUUCCUCAGUCGACCUUAAAUGCGGCCGAGGAGAACGGUAGUAGUCGCCCAUGUUCAGUUUUACCCAUCCCGGUACACUAUGUGGGCCAGCUCCCAACAGUUGAAACUCCAGUCUUCGUUCCCCCACCCAUAUAUACAUUCGACUGUCCUGUCGAGGAUCCGUCAGCGGCUCUUCCCACUGUUUACCCUUCCUGGAUACCACCAAACUCCUGCGAUCGACAUACUCGGCGCAUAAUCAGGCGGUGUGAUCGGUGGAUCACGGAGUCUGUACUCGUGCACAUGCAAAAAACACAUGAAUAUCGACCACAACCCUAUGGCGAUUCAUCCUCCGCGGAAAUCACAACCGACUGCGCUAGUGACGUAUUUUAUCCCUACGAAUUCUCAGAUCAAUUAUCAUUCGGUGAUUCGGCAUCCCAACAGUUCGUAGCGUCAGCCGUGCCACCGCCAUCUAGUGAGUCUUCUCAAAUUCUCGCUAUUAACGCCCUUCACUGCUCAUUUCUGCCUUGCCUGUUUUUUUUUUCGGAUAUGCAGAGGAUGAGUUUAAAACCUUGCGCGACAUAGAAAUGACUAUUUAGUUCGACCACCCCAAGUGACGGGAUCCACUGCGUCCCACAGUGGGACGAAGUGGUGACGUUUUGCGCAUAAAUUUAUGUAGAGCGAAGGAGACUUGCGAAAUAUCUUGCUUACGUUCUACAACCACACCCACAACACUGCGAUUGCAAGACGACCAAUGGUAGGCGUAAACGCAGUGACGAUAAAACUAGACAGCACAUUUAAGUGUCCUGCACAACAUCCGAUCUCUGAUUUCUUACACACCUAGCCUAAUUCAGGGCAAAGGUACAUAAAUUUUCAACUGCUUCGCAUAAUAAGGUCAAGGGCCCGCUGACCAUCUAACUUUUCUUAAGAAAUUGCGCUGUUUUAUCCCUGAAGAGCUUUAGGCGGAGUUCACUGACAUUUUCAAAUGGCUUUUGAGAGUACUGCAUGUUAGUUUAAUAAAGGCAAAUUUUUCGCACAUUCGGGAGUCAAGGUCUCGGGACUUCUCCGCGGCCAUGAGGGUUUAGUGCACUGGCCUAUCGACCGGAGACAGUUUCUGUAGUUUUCUUCCCCAGUUAUGGCCGAUCAUUGCGGCGAGAAUCGUAAAGAAGGACAAACUGAAUUACCACAUUGCGAGACCUGGUAUCGAAUACAACCACUAUACUGCUUGCGACUGUGUGCAAGUCAUUGAGGUUGUCUGAGUCAAAACAACUCUAGGAGGGGGGCAUGGGGGAACCUUUACUCACAAAACCACAGAACUGAUCUAUUCCUACCCACUAAGUCGUCAAUCUGGCUCAACAAUGAAUGACCAGCCGGCACUCAACUAAUUAAGCAUUCCGAAAUUCAUAGACAGUUCUGAGUAAUUCAGAAACCGCCCCUUCAGAAGAGAUUAGACCAUGCGAGUAACAUAGAAUCCUCGAAACACUUUUUCAAGAAACUAUUGGGGUAUUAAAGGCACUAAACUUCGCGCCUCACUAUUGUAGUUACUAGUGCAAAUGAGUCGAUGAGGACAGAUUAUGCACCACAAACUUAGAAACACUUUCGAUCAUCGGGUUGAGUAUCCUUCAUAAAUAACCAUGCUAUUUGAUAGCCUGCCACCUACCUAAUAUCGGGUACUCUUUGCCAGAAUAACGUAUCAAAUUAUGAGUCAAAAGGAUUCUUGUUUAUAUUGUUGGAGGCGCCGUUGGCUAGAUCAAUGUUGGUUUUUGAUUCCCCUGUCAGGCAGGUGGUAUGAAUAAAACCUUUCUUAAAGUCGCCUGCUGAAAGGUACUCCAUCAACAAAAAAUAGAAUACAGCUAACAUACACAACCAUAAGUACCACUUUCUGUGCGCAGACAGAACUUUUUUUUCAAAAAAGUCUGUCUUUGGCGAUGGCAAAGGCCGUCCGAUUAGUAAACGCGUUGUUGACAAAGAACUCCCAUUUUUGGAUGUUCUCGUGCAGCGGAAGACCGACGGGACAUUGCGCACAUCAGUGUACCGCAAAGAAACCUAUGCGGAAAUCAUUCUACACUACGAGAGCAACCACCCCAUUUCCCACAAACGGAGCACGGUCAACUGUCUGCUUAAUCGGGCAAAAACACACUGCUCGGACGAAGAAGGCUACCGAGCCGAACUAAGUUACUUGUGUGAAUUAUUUUCCCGAAAUGGGUACCCCAAGGAUUUUGUGCGCCGAUGCAUGAGACAGAAAGAGUCAAAGGAAAGGGAACAAAGAACCUCCAGUCAGACACCGGAGCCAAAUACAUGGCGAACCCUCCCUUACAUCAAAAACGUUUCUGAACUCGUGGAAAGGCACCUAAAGAGACACCAGAUUCGGGUGGCACACAGACCGACGACUACACUACGUACUCAGAUAGUACAUCCUAAGGAUAGGGUCGACUAUUUGGAUAGAAAGGAAGUCGUCUACAAGAUCCCAUGUGAGGCCUGUGAUGCAGUUUAUUGUGGUCAAACAGGAAAAUCCGCCUCUACACGCAUUCACGAACACCAACUUGCAGUAAAGAGGCGAGACCACCUGUCUCAAGUAGCCAUGCAUAGCUUGGACACCGGGCAUACGUUUGCUUGGGACAGAACACGGAUUGUCGGUGCCUGCCCCUUCAAGAAAGGCCGAGAGUUCCUUGAGGCCAUGCACUCGGAUGAAUCGUGCAUCAACCGUCACAUCGAGUUGGACGCCGCGUACAAAAGUCUCAAGGAGAAAUGGAAGAGACGAGAGCCAAUCGGAACGGAAUGACGCAAAUAGCGGCCGCUCACGGGCGCAAAUGCGAACGAUUAUCGAUUUUUUCAUGUGCACUGCCAGAUGUUAACUGUUUUCGGCACAUUUACUUUCAGUCUGCGUCUGACGACGACCUGGGGAACCGGCGUCGAAAAUUCACGCAAUAAAGAACCUUUUCCCAAAGAACGCCUCUGCCUUCAACUUAUAUUUCUUGGGAUGCCUUCCUUCCAAUACAUACGUAUUAAACAUUCUAUAUGUGAAGGUACUGGGCAGACAAAUGUGCAUACCCGAGAUCUUGCUCUAAAGCAGGACUAACUUUCGUGCAUUUACCUGACUGACAGACACUUUCUGUUUAAAACGGUAAAAUUUCCUCACCCUGCUUAUUUUGACCAGUUUUCGCCAUGCGUACUUACAGUCAGAUUUGAUUUUGUAGCGACAUCGAAAACCAAUCGAAGAAGUUUAUGCUAUUUGGUUGGUAACUUUUCACCGACUUAAGUUUUAUAGGCGGUCGAAAAAAUACUCGUUCGAGGGCCGCCAUUCUGACGGAACUGAAGUAUCGUGGGACUACCUUGCACUUCCCUUAAGUACUCCUUCCUAAUAGAAAAUCCAUUUCAGAGUUUCGGUUAACGGUUCAUGAUAUGAGUCACCGACUGCAAUUAUAGAACUUGUCUUCUUCUUACAAAGGCUUUACAGGGGGAAUCCUAUACCUCUCACGCGGUACGUGUUCCGUUCCUAAAUUGCAUUUGCUAAAGGCAAACUGCAAACCAAUCGCCUUCUGACUUACAUGGCUAACAUUCUUGUGGGGACAUACUGUAACAUUUCGUUGUAGCCUCCAGAAUAUUUGUUAAUGACUAGAAAUUACCUGGGAACUGAGUCAGACAAUUUGUCUGUUGAGAUUAUUACUUCGUCUUAGGGAAUAAAAUGCCACCUUUAAAUCAACAUUUUACAUGAACUGGAUGACUUUCGUAUUUGCGAGAGCUCUUUAUUUGAACGUCUCACGCUUAUCCUUGUGUCCCUUGUCAGUUAUGUCCCAUGAAGUCCUUGAGUGCGCCCGCACUUUAACCCUUGGAGUUAGAAUCUUCUCUUGUCUGAGAUGGUCUACUCUCGGAUUUGGGUCAUAAGAUUCUGCACCUUGUAACUGUCACGUCAAUCAUACGGUGUACAUCCUUGCUGACAGAAGCCGGUCCUGGAUAGAAGACGAACCCAUGUGACUGGGCAGGAACACGAAUACAUGAUACGAGGCAUCCCACGCCUCGUCUAGUUGGGUUGGAAUGAAUCAGCCUUCAUGAUGAGCUCCAUCCUAUCGUUGUUUACGGAGUUAAUAUUAGCCACCCCCAACCCCUCCACAUAGUAUUCAACUGAGAUACCACGCAGUAGUGAGUGCUCGGAUGACUAGUCGUGAUAACGUUGACCUAGUAUCCGAAUGCCAACUAACGACAAUGAGAAUAGUGAAGUUAUUUUGCAAAAUAAAUGACCUCUUCUAUGUGGAUUCAGGGCCUACAACCGCGGACAGUGAACGUAUAAGACAACUCGAAGUAGAACUGGAAAAGCUUCGCAGCCAGCUGGCGCAGCUGGUGCUCGCCCAGGAGCGUGCUAACCUGGGCGACAAGAACACGCAGGAUAAUACCAACAACAGUGCCGCAACGACUGAGCCUGCUAGCUUCCGUCUAAUCACAGUGAAGUCAGUCGGAGCAGAUAGCGAGGUCCACCGUCUGGACGGUGACGGCGAAAGUGACCCCGGUAGUUCAUGUCCGACGCAACUUACUAUAUCAGUUGAGCAACCAGCUGUCAUGGAAGCGAACUCUACGGCCCUGGCCGUGCCUCCGCGACCACCGCCCACGCCGGUCGGUGUUCCUCCUCCGCCUCCCCCACCACCACCGCCGCCGCCACCACCACCCUCUAACGCUGGUGCCGAUUGGUUGGAGAAGUUAAUUGCAAAGAAGAGGGUACUUAUAGACGUAUUUUUGCAACCUUUAUAACUGAUGCUCCCUACCCUCCUGUAUAUCAAAAUCUCCGCUUUCCUAACCAGGCAGCUUUUGAGAUGGCAACCGAGGGUUCUAAACUACUUUCCUCGAGUUCUUUAACCUGAUCGUUUUCCAGCUGUUCAUUUAAACUCACUUAAUUCAACAAAGGCUGGUAUAGUCCACCCUUAUUAUUACAAGACGGGAAGACGGGUUGCCCGUCAGCCUAGCUGCUGGCUACCCAGCGCGUCCACAGGUGGCGGAUAGUGGGACGACCUUCAGUGAAGGUUAGCUGCAAAAUAAGCAGACCCAGGUCUGACGAAUAAGCAGUCGCGGACCAGCAGCGACAUUGCUACCAGGGUGCGGUGGGCUGAGGUCUGGCACGCUGAAAGCCUUAUAAAAGGCCGCAAAACCCAAUGACGGCAUUGCGACAUGGAGACCGUAAACCGCCAUUAAAUAAGUUUAUUUGCCACCGCUGCCUUGUGGUUAGGUUUUUAAGCCAAAGCGCUAAAGGAGACAACUUCGAACAAACAAUCCGAGCGGCUGUUGGGGACCCGCCCGUAUUCGAAAUUCCCAAGAAACCUCAUGAAACAUGUCCGAUCACAGUACUACGACCCAUGCUAUGGCGUCCGCGGGAACUGACGCGCUCCGCAACCCUGCUCCAGUGGUGCGGACGAAUAGUAUGCGAGCUGGACUACUCAAUCGUUGACGGACUCUCGGUAUUGGAUGCUGGAAUGUGCGAACGUUCCUGGACCUUAGUACCCAAAGUCUGACCGCACGCAGCCUUUAUCAGUUCGUGGAUGUCUGCUGUCUGUCUGAGGUUCGACUCCCUGACUCAGGCUCCCGUGAAAUAAAGAUCCCGGGAAUUGAAUCACACUUCACCCUGUACCACAGCGGCCCGCGCGAUUCUUCUGGUCGACAUGGCGUGGCGAUCGUCCUAUCACAACAAGCGGACCUCGCGCUACUUGCUUGGGAACCAGUCAAUGACCGGAUGGCCUACGUGCGACUGAAGGGUCACUUCAAGAACAUCUCCAUCGUCGCUGUGUACGCACCAAUUUCGGCUGCCGAACAGCUCGCAGCUGCAAGCGUUACUUGAAAGGCUCCCUCGUCGCAAUGUGCUGAUUGUUGCUGGGCAUUGGAAUGGUCGGACUACACCUGGCGACCCCACAACCAGUCAUCUUCUUGGCCGCUUUGGGCUUGGUUCCCGAUGUAAAAAUGGUGAGAGAUUGCUGAACUUCGCUGGUCGAAACCGACUGCUUGUCACUAACACAUGUUUCCAGCAUCGCAAAAAAACAUCUACUGACCUGGUAUUCCAACGACGGUCGUACGGCCAGUCAGUUUGACUACAUACUAGUCAGCUCAAGGUUCUGCAGCUGGGUUCACGAUAGCAGAUCGAUGCGUAGUGCCGAGACGGGUAACACCCAUGGAUCGGACCAUGUCCUCGUCCGUACACGCUUGAAGGUUCAUUUCUCAUCCGCGCCAAAAUGCCACGUCCUAGGCGCCUCGAUGUCGCACUGACGAGGCCCUAAGCAGAGAAAUCCGGACCUGUUUCACGACCCGAGCCGACUGAGAAGUCAGUAACCAGUGGUCGUCACUGAAGACUUCAGUCUAUGGGGCAGCUGAGAAAGUCCUUGGAUACACCCAGCGACGCCGCAGUGACUGGAUCAGCGGAAGAACCCUGCAGUUGUCUGCUCAGACGGCUAGAGCCAGGUCCCUCGACGAUGACUACUUCCGCCAACUUCGGAAGAUGACGGCAAAAUCGGCCAGGGAUGACCGGAAGCAAUAUUGGGCUGAAAUACCGACCUCCAUGGAACAGACCUCGAACGUUGGUGACACUCGAAAGCUCUACCGUCUGGUCCACCAAGUUAGCGGUAAGCCCUCUACAUUGAGUGGCUCUGUUCGCGAUGUGAACGGCGGCUUUAUUGCUGACAACUCGGCCAAAGUCGAGCGCUGGCGUGAGCACUUUGAGCACCGUCUCAACUUCGAUAACCAACCUACUUCGCCCUUGCUCUCCUCUUCAGCGGAGUUUCUUCCCUCGUAUCUUUGCAGUGCCAUGCGAUCCCCCCUCCGAGGAAGAAGUCGCCGAUGCCAUACGAAAGUUGCGCAACAAUAAGGCACCCGGAGAAGACGGUAUACCUGAUGAAAUCUUUAAGUCUUGUGUCGACACUCUGGCGCCCUGGCUCCAUAAGGUGAUUGAACGAGCGUGGAGAGACGAGGUUGUUCCUGAUGACUGGGGCUUAGACAUCCUUGUACCUAUCCUCAAGAAGGGAGACAAGACGAGAUUCGAGAACUACCGUGGCAUAAGUCUCAUCGGCGUUGCUGCGGAGAUCUUCGCUAUUGUCCUUCUCAGGCGAUUCCAGGCUGUGCGUGGCUCAAGGCCGAGGCCCAACCAAGCCGGAUUUCGUGCUGGACGUGGAUACGCAGACCAGAUAUUCACACUGAGGCGCAUUCUCAAAUUUCGCCAUAGCUACCAACGACCGACGGCCGUUUGCUUCAUUGACUUUGCCGCCGCGUUCGAUUUCGUUCGCCGUGAGUCCUUGUGGCGGAUAAUGGCGCUAGAUGGUGUACCGGCAAAAAUCAUCGCCUGAUCAAGGCCUACUAUCGCUCCACUACUGCGAGAGUCCUGGUCCGCAACAAUCUUUCCCAACCGUUCGGUAUUCUGUCUGACGUCCGACAGGGUUGUAUCCUGUCACCCAUACUGUUCAACUACGCUAUUGACUGGAUCCUCGGGAGGGCCCUACGCGAAAGUGACGGCGUUGAAUUUGCACCCGGACAUCGACUGACUGAUCUCGACUAUGCCGAUGAUAUCGCCUUACUUGCUUCAAGUUUUGGUGAUCUGCAGUCUAUGGUGUCACGGGUAAACGAGGUCGCUAAAUCGGUCGGCUUGUCUAUAAAGGUUGGGAAGACCAAAGUGUUCUCAAGUUGCAUCCCUGACCAGGAGAAGGCACCCCUCGGGAUUGAUGGCUGUCAACUUGAGGAAGUAGACAAUUUUAAAUACCUUGGGGCGAGGCUGCUGCCUAAUGGACAGAGUAAGGACGACAUUGUCUCUUGAAUCGAUGCUGUCCGCUGGGUUUUUUUCAAGCCUUCGGAAAUGCCUGUGGAACCGGCGUGACCUUUCCAUCGCCACUAAGAUUCGCGUGUAUCGUGCAUCUGUCUGUUCUGUCCUUCUCUACGGUUGUGGAUGCUGGGUUUUGCGCGUGGAAGACGAGCGAAAACUGGAGGUAUUUGACCACCACUGCUUGAGGACCAUCCUUCGAGUGAAGUUCACCGACUUUGUCUUAAAUAAGACAGUCCGCGCUCGCUGCGACAACAUCGCAAGGAUAACUCAGGCCAUCCAAGAAAGACGACUGAGGUGGUUUGGGCAUGUUCUUCGUCGUCCACCUCAGGAGCUCAGUGUUACUGCCUUCGAUCCGCCACCGUUGCCCCAUUGGAGGCGUCGAAGAGGGGAGCAGUUCAAAACCUGGCUCGACACAGUUCGUCAGGAUUUGGAGGCGGUUCUUGGACCUUCGGUAUUCGGUCUCCGUCGUUGGCGAAGGGAAUGGGUUGAGCUGUGCAGGUCUGCUGCCGCGGAUCGUCACGCGUGGAGAGGUACAGUUCGGGACAUCAUCGAGGCCGGCUAGAUCAGGCCUGAUCGCAGCCGUAUCAAGUACAAGAAAGUAAGUAGUCCACUCUUCCGCAUGGUUGAAGAAGAACGACUGCUAUGAAGCAAUGUUGCUGUAACUGUCUUGCCCAUUCGGUCGCUGGCCAGCGCAUUUUUAAAUUCUCAUUUAGAUCCGGUAGUUUCAGCAUAACCUCUUGAGUGCCCGGACACAACCAAUGUCCUUUAUUUAUCCGUACCUUAUUAUCCCUGUUCCAUUUGGCUCACACCCAUUACGCCUUUCCAUAUUUCCAUUCAUAAUCAACUACAUUACUUGACACUGUGCAUAGUUUUCGGUACGUCAAAAGCGAAGCGAGUGACGAACAUUUAUCUGACCAGAACCGGCUAGUUGUCACCAACACGUGCUUCGGGUAUCGCCGCAAAUACCUGCUGACCCGCAAUUUAACCGGUGGUCGUACGGUUAGUCAGAUUGACCAUUCUAGUCGCCAAAAAUGUCUCGCACAAAACGCCUUUAGGUUUCGAAGGUAUCACUCACCGGGGCGCAGUCAAUCUACGGAAUCUUGAUUUCAUACGCAUUUGUCCCUUAUAUUGCGUCUCCAGCGAACGGCUUUUUGAUGAUAUUUCGACCGUCGCAAGCUUCGAUGUCUAGUAACCUGACCAACGAACGCCCAUAUGACAAUAGUGAUAAGACUCAGUGGGUUAGUGGUUAGAGGCAUUGGACUUCUAACUAACAGGUCGCGAGUUUGAGCCCCAGGUGUUCCACACCUCGGGGUUGGGCAUGACUGGCUGACGACGGCUAGUAAGCCGGAAAUGGCCAUUCCAGUCUCUCUUGUCUCUGUCGGUAAUGCCAUUCUGCCUAUAUCAUGCACCGCGGUGCGGCUGCUGGUUGGGCUCGAGAGAGAGAGAGCCCGUAAGGCACAAGGGGGCGAGGGAGUUCCGUAAAACGAUCGGUGAGCUCCUCACUACCAAUGAUGAGACUGUUUUUCCACCCUGCGAUGAUCUUCCGAGCCAUGGCUUUUAAGGCACAAUGACGGCUUUGAUAACAGACAAGUCGAAUUGUAGAGAGGGAGGAUUGCGCGGCGCCAUCCACGUUCACUUCCAGAUUUUUCCCGACGCCCGUGACGCCCAGGCGCUCUUCAUCCCAACAAAGCGUACAUAUUAGGGGACAUCAAGCAAGUGUUUUUUAGCGACACCCUUCCUUUGUUCGUCGCCGCUUACAUUCCGCCCUUUUGUAGCUGCUUUGUACCGGGGCUGAGUCUUGACUGAAGGCAUUUAAACAGCAGUCUGGUCGGUUGUGCCCCGCCUCCACUACGUGUCUUCCGGGCCACGUUCUAAUGAAUCCGAGAUGGUCGUUUUUCCCUCACACUUUUUUUUCAGUUUUCACGAUCUUUCACAUCGCGAAUGACAAUUUCGUAGACCCAGUGUCCCGGAUUGCUUCGUUUUGUUUUCGUCAGUUCUCGAGCCUAUUCUACCGUUCACCUGUUUUGUUUUGCCUGCCCGUCCAGGGUGCCAGCUCAGUCCCAGCAAAACCACGGAGUCAGCCAACAGAUAUGUCCCAAGUUCUGAAGGAACUCACCUCGGGAGCGAUCAAACUCCGAUCAGUUGUCCGCUCACCUGGAGGAACACCCCAGCGAAACCCACCCGCCAAUGCAGAGGAUCCUGCGUGAGUCACCGUUGGACCCCAUCUCUUCACUGUCCCGCCUUGAACUCUAUACUGGGCCUUGUGCCUAAAAGCAAUAAUAUUCCUCCUAGUUGCAACACUCCUGCCACCCAGUUAUAAGUCAGCCGGAAACCAUUAUGCACUUUGAGUUCUAAAAGACUUGGGAUGGGGGAACAAAUAGGCCCGAAAAAAAGCCGGGGGAAGCUUGAGUAGAUAGGUGGGCUCGUCACAAUUUGAGACUAGUAAAUACUUCAGUCUCCAGAUUCCUUCGUUUCAUUUUUCUCAGUUUUCGAGCCUGUGCUGCCGCCCACUUGUUUUGUUUUGCUUGGGGGAGCUUGCGUAUUUGUAAUGCAAACCACCACCAUGCGGCCCUAUCGUGCAGUCGUGUCAGUGGUGCAGGUGGUACCUUCUGAUCGUAGUGCCGCCAUUUGACUCAAUGACUCACAUGACCUAGUCCUUCACUUUUUGCAUGCCACGGUCACAUUUCAAAAAAGACUUCUUUCUAUACUGAUUGUAACUUGACAAGACCUUCCAUAGCCCUCCGUCAGACGUAAGAGGAACGGAGCUUGGCCGGCUUGCAUUAUGAAAACGACUGAUCGUGUUCGUUGAUUCUUGUCCGAGUUUUUGCCAAAAUAGUCAGUCAACGAAAAAAUUUCCCAUCACCGACAAGAUAAUGUUGAAUCUGUUCUUUUGCGAAGGUCUAAAGGUAGUGUCACAAGCACUGAGCAUGCCUAGCUCUACGUAGUGGGCACUCAUUCCGGAAAUAGGCAUCAAUGCUUCUGCCGACACAAAAUUACGGUCUUUUACUUCGCUGAGGGCUUUUCGUAGAUUGUAUCUGCUGUUUACCGCUUAAGUGAAGAAGAAGAGUCGAGCACCGGAACACUUCGUUUAUUAUCCUGAGUUUUCAGACUCGUACAGGAGUCCAUCGUCAGAGGUAGUGACAGAAACAGGGCAAGCGGCAGUUUUAAGGCAUGUAGGCCCAAUCAUCGUCCGACGUCGCACGACUGGAGUUGACUACGCAGGGCUCUGUACGCCGGCGCCAGAUCGAUAAAUCGAUUGACCGAGUUCUCAUCCGAGGCCCAGGCUUCAAUCAAUUCUCGGCCUGUUUUGUUUCCGGCGUGGGCGACUAUUUUGGUGGCUGCGAAGUUAAACUCGUGACCCCUUUCGUAGGUGUGGGCGGCCACUUGUGAUAAUGCGUCGCCUCGCCGCACAGCCAGCUUAUGUUCGUGUAUGCGCGAUCCGAGCAUGCGUGCAGUCUGUCCUGUGUAAUUACAAGGACAAUUUUGACACGUAAUGCGAUACACUACUUCAGAUUGCUUUUCAGGUUUUAACCGGUCUUUGAUUUUCAUGACCCUGCUGCGCAUGGUGGCUCUGUACGAGUCUGAAAGCUCAGGAUAAUAAACGAAGUGUUCCGGUGCUCGACUCUUCUUCUUCACUUAUGCAUACACCUGGAACUCGAAAUUUCGCCUUCACUGUUUACUGCUCUUUGAGUGGGAAUGAAAAGGGGUAGGGCCCAAGACGCAUCUACUGUAACUUGUACGAGUUCGAAGAGCUGAAGAGCAGUCGCGAAAUUUUUUGGUACCAAUAAAUCCUGCCGUUCUUACCUACUUCAGCUUUGUACGAGUUCGUCGUAAUCUGCACUCCCCAGCUUUGUCCAUCCAGAAAAGUCCACUGAAUUGUAGUUUAUUUGUCACGUGUGCUUUACAAUCUGCAUAACCCCGUCUCCCUACCCGCCCCCUCCGACCAUUGCCCUUUACUUCCCGCAGGCAAAUGGAUCCAGUGACUUUGAUCGCCAAGGCUCUCAGAGCCAAGUUCGCCAAUGCGCGUUACGAGUUAGAUCGGCAGGAUGACAGCCCGAAUCGUGGCGAGGGAACUUCUUUUUCCGCCUCCGACGCUGGCAGUUUUGGGGCUCGUUCUCCGGUGCCAAUCGUCAGCCGCAGCAACCUCAAGCCCAUGCAGGCGCUGGCCGCCAGUGUAGAGAAGGAGAACAGGCAAAGUGACGAGAAACCGGUUAGUAAUCGCCUGAUGCCCCCCCCCUCCCACUUUGCCUUUGCUCAUUUAAAUUCUCCCCUACCUCCCUCACACCUUCUAUUCAGGGUUGCUCCGCAGUGGCUUACUUUAGGAGGAACUGGUCAUUUGACUGUAGGGUACGUGCGAGAAAAAUCCGAUGUGGUAAUGGAAAACAGGACUAGCCAAGAACCGGCUUCCCCAGGAGCAGUUCUGAAGUUCUUGCGACGUGUGAACCAUUAAUUGUUGGAGGGGGGAGUCUAAGAGUGGAGUUUGGACAACGUUGACUGACGAAUUCACUCUACUCCUUCCCACGGUCUUUCAGUGGCAAAUAAAUCCAAGUAGUCGUCAAGAAGGCUUCUUAUCAGCACACCGAAGUGGGCUAGUAUUUGGUAGGAUAUCUUUUGACCUGCAUAACAUAUGGCGGACGUAACAAGUGACGAUGCAGGCAAAUGCGGAAAGGAAUGCUGAAGAACAGAUUUAAAAACCACAGGAAGCAGGACGAGAUACUUUUAGGCGGGGAAUUACGAAUUACGGAACCUGGUUACCUUCUAUUGUUUGAUUUUUAUUAUUAUUCGAGACAGAGGAAGUGAGAGUCAUGUUGAUGAAAUUGGAACGUUAUUGAGUUUGUCACGCCUAAGGAAACACGAAAUAUUUUGUUCGCAAAAACAGCGAUUUCCACAAUAAAGUUGCGCUUCUUUACGUCCAUUGUUGCUAUUUGCCCCAAAUAAUGACCGGGGACCGUAGGAGAGGGUGUAGUGCAUUAUCUAUUAACCCCAACCUUGACGCACCCAAUACCACAUUAGCUCAAAUCAUCCAUCUUUAAACACGGCAAGGAAGCUGAAACCGUGGUGGCGAUAGAAGAAAUAAGGAGGAGGUCCAUUUUCGCAUGCUUUUAUCUUGGGUAUAAUAUGAACAUCUCCAGAUACACAGGAUGUAUUUAACUGGGUUACAUAGUGGAGUACGUAUUUGUAAAUUGACGAUAUUAUGGCCAGAGUACAGUAUUAAGCCUCUAUUCUGUCAAUCUUCAGGCGGUCAAGGUCGAAUUCUCAACACACCAAAGAACACGGGCAUUAGGGAACAGGCACUUCAUUUUGGUGUUUUGUUUUUCUUAUGCUAUGGAGACUUUCCAAGAGCACUAGAGUUGAAGCCAAUCGUACUACCUUCUAAGAAAGAAUAGUUUGAGUAUUUGCCCGAGUUUCUAGCUCAUAGAGCCAAUUUUGGGGCAUCACACAGGAAGCGUUUUAAUGUCAUAAGUAGACACGGGAAGAGGGCACGGAUACGUCCGUUGCAGGCCAGGUCGAAACAGUUUACUCAACUCUGACCACCCACACCUGCGAUCGAAGGCUGUGCACCAGCAGAGGUCUCCUCGGACGCCCUACAGUGGCCGAGCCCCCUCGCGAAUAUUUUCUGGACGACCCGUGAUUUAAAAGUAAGGUCAACUGGUAUUUGAGUGGUUAAAUCGAGAGUCCUGCCAUUUGAGCCAGGCGCCCUCGUCUUGUCUGUUGAGCUACAGCCAACGAACGACAGGAAAUGAACCGGAAGGCUUCGUUUCCUCCCUCCUUGGUCUUGUCAAUAAACUCUCUCACAUUAGGUCUGCUGAUCUUGCUCACCAUGUUUUGUUCCUAUUUCUUUUUCCUCCGCAGCUCUUUGGCCGCCAUCUCCUACGGCCGGUGGACCGUGACCAUUUGCCAUCCCCAUUACGUAUUGAAUUAGAUUCCUCAAUGGACCUUUAA